Vidua chalybeata is the source of this 556-nucleotide messenger RNA. Its product is annotated as interleukin-8-like. The coding region runs from base 15 to 473 and encodes 152 amino acids. The transcript is spliced from 4 exons. Gene Ontology annotation, molecular function: CXCR chemokine receptor binding; chemokine activity. Gene Ontology annotation, cellular component: extracellular region. Gene Ontology annotation, biological process: inflammatory response; antimicrobial humoral immune response mediated by antimicrobial peptide; cellular response to lipopolysaccharide. NCBI's taxonomy places the organism in Eukaryota, Metazoa, Chordata, Aves, Passeriformes, Viduidae. The record is from RefSeq and is a predicted model, not a curated record.
AUGACCUUCCUGUGAUGCUGGAAUGCCCCGGCUGGCCCAGGCAGGAUAUAAACACGGCCUGUCCCAGAGCACAGGCACUUACCACCCCGGGAUCUGCCAGAGCUCACUCCACCACAGAACCAGGCCCAGGCCACACGAGGAAGACACGCUCUUGCAUCAUGAUUGGCAAGACUGUGGCUGCUGUCCUGAUCCUGCUCCUGAUCUCAGCACCUGCAACACAAGGUGAAGCAAUGCCACGCUCGGCCAUUGAACUCCGGUGCCAGUGCAUAAACACCCAUUCCAGGUUCAUCCAUCCCAAAUUCAUCCAAAAUGUGAACCUCACCCCCAGCGGACCUCACUGCAAGAAUGUUGAAGUCAUAGCUACCCUGAGAGAUGGCAGAGAAGUGUGUCUGGAGCCCAGUGCUCCCUGGGUGAAGCUGAUCAUCAAAACAAUUCUGGACAAGGCCAACACCAAACCUGAGACAGUGUCCUAAAACAAAGAAGAAAAAUGUCCUAACUGCUCCAGCGAGGCAAAAAUAGGGAAGACAGUCACCGAGCUUCUGACAGGUCACCUCCU